Messenger RNA from Pochonia chlamydosporia 170, 4545 nucleotides. Its product is annotated as ABC transporter. Gene Ontology annotation, molecular function: ATP binding; ATP hydrolysis activity; ABC-type transporter activity. NCBI's taxonomy places the organism in Eukaryota, Fungi, Ascomycota, Sordariomycetes, Hypocreales, Clavicipitaceae. Gene Ontology annotation, biological process: transmembrane transport. The transcript is spliced from 3 exons. The record is from RefSeq and is a predicted model, not a curated record. Gene Ontology annotation, cellular component: membrane. Bases 1 to 4545 code for a protein of 1514 amino acids.
AUGCCUGACAACGGGCAUGAACUGGCCGAGUCCAAGCUUCCCACAACCCAUGACAACUCGACUGCGAAUGUUAACAACGAGACGGAUGUUCAAUUGUCAGACGACACUUCCAACGAAGAUGGAUACUGGGGUGAUACAUAUGCCGACGGGCCAGUCAGUCAACGAGCUGCACGAGAAGGCUUCAAAGAACUACAGCAUGAGUUGAGCCGACGAAGCACCAAUGCAUCAGCAGCGCAGAAGAAAAAAUCCAGCGGUGGCAUUGUCGGGCGAAUCUUCUCCAACCAGAGCCGCCAAGUUGAUCCAGAGAAGCAGGCCUCACCCGACGCCGACGAGGCAGAUAGCGAGCGCACCGCACACGCAGACGGCUUUGAGCUCGAGCAAUUCAUCCGUGAAGGACACCUAGAGAAACGAAACCCGCAAAACGGCGAAUCCACCAAGAAAGUAGGAGUCCUCUUCAAGAACCUAACGGUGAAGGGCGUGGGAGUCAGUGCAACCAGUGUGCGAACCCUUCCCCAGGCCAUUGCUGGCACAUUCGGUCCAGACUUGUACAACUUUGUGUCUAGUUGGAUUCCUGCGCUCAACUUCCGCAGCCCUGGAAAACCUCGAGACUUGAUUCGCGAUUUCACGGGUGUAGUUCGACCCGGUGAGAUGAUGCUUGUGCUGGGACGACCUGGCGCCGGCUGCAGCACGUUCCUCAAGGUCGUUGCCAACAACCGCGGCUCAUACCAAGCUGUUGAAGGAGACGUCGUGUACGGAGGAAUUACAUCGUCUAAAAUGGGCAAGAGAUUCCGUGGUGAAGCAGUCUACAAUGCUGAGGAUGAUCAACACAUGCCCAGUCUCACAGUUGGCCAGACGCUCAAGUUUUCGCUGCUUACGAAGACGAAGAAGAAUGAGCGCAGCAACAUUGACGUGAUUGUCGAUUCUUUCCUCAAGAUGUUUGCCAUGUCUCAUACUAAGGAUACACUGGUUGGAGACGCCUUUACUCGCGGCGUGUCUGGCGGUGAGCGCAAGCGUGUCAGUAUUGCUGAGACGCUGGCAACCAAGAGCACUGUCACUUGCUGGGAUAAUUCGACUCGUGGCCUCGAUGCAUCUACUGCGUACAACUACGCCAAGUCGCUGCGUAUCAUGACCGAUGUGUCUGAUCGGACUACCCUGACGACGUUGUACCAGGCUGGUGAGGGUAUCUACGACCUCAUGGACAAGGUGCUUGUGAUUGACGAGGGACGCAUGCUGUACCAAGGUCCCGCCAGUGAAGCCAAGCAAUACUUUGUCGAUCUUGGAUUUUACUGCCCCCCUCGACAGACUACAGCCGAUUUCCUGACGUCGGUGUGCGAUGUCAACGCUCGUCAGUUCCGCGAGGGAUUCGAAGACCGCUGCCCCAAGACUGCCGAGGAACUGGAAAAGGCGUUCCGUGAAAGUCAUGCGUAUCAAGUUGUUCUCGACGACGUGGCUAGCUUCGAGAAGCACAUCACCGACACCGGACACUCCGACGCCCAGACAUUCGUCGACUCCGUACGAGGCGCCAAGUCCAAGACUGUCUUGAAGCAGUCCGUCUACACAGUCAGUCUCUGGAAGCAGGUUUUGGCAUGCACCCGUCGUGAAUUCUGGCUCAUCUGGGGCGACAAAACCUCUCUAUACACUAAAUUCUUCGUUAUCAUCAGCAACGGUCUCAUCGUCGGUUCACUCUUCUACAACACACCCACCAACACCAGCGGUGCUUUCUUGCGCGGCGGUGUGGCCUUCUUCUCCAUCUUGUUCCUCGGUUGGUUGCAGCUGUCUGAGCUGAUGAAAGCCGUGUCCGGACGAGCAAUCAUCAGUCGUCACAGCGAGUAUGCCUUUUAUCGACCUAGUGCUGUCAGUCUGGCCCGCGUGCUGGCUGAUCUGCCGAUGCUUAUUGUCGAGGUCAUUAUAUUUGGUCUGAUUAUGUACUUCAUGACUGGGCUGGAUUUGUCGGCUGGAAAGUUCUUCAUCUAUCUGCUCUUUGUCUACGUCACCACCAUUUGCUUGACUGCGCUGUACCGAAUGUUUGCUGCUGUGUCUCCAACCAUGGAUGACGCGGUGCGAUUUUCUGGCAUUGCGCUCAAUCUCUUGAUCGUGUAUACUGGUUAUACUCUUGCUAAGCCUAUUCUCCUCAACCAGAAGAUCUGGUUUGGAUGGCUGUACUAUGUUAACCCGAUUAGUUAUGCGUUCGAAGCUGUUCUUACCAACGAGUUUGCCGGACGUACUAUGGAAUGUGCACCGUCGCAGCUUGUUCCCCAGGGUCCAGGUAUUCUGCCCGAGAAUCAGGGUUGCGCCAUUGCUGGUUCGCAUCCGGGUAGUCCUCAGGUCCCAGGAUCAGAGUACUUGUCUUCACAGUUCGAGUACAGCCGGUCACACUUGUGGCGCAACUUUGGCAUUCUUCUUGCGUUUACGGUAGGAUAUAUUGGACUGACGGUACUGGCUACGGAAAAGUUCUCUUUCGCUGGCUCAGGCAUGGGGGCCUUGGUCUUCAAGUCUGCCAAGAAGCCUAAGCAGGUGGCAAAGGCACAGAACAAGACUGAUGAAGAACACACUCAGCCUGAUGAGCUUACUGCCGCUGCUAUAGCACGCCAGAGAACCCCCGAUGAAGUGCUAGAAGCUUUCAACCGAAGUGAACAGAUAUUCACCUGGGAAAACAUCAGCUACACUGUACCGACUCCCCAAGGACCCAAGAAGCUGCUCAACGAUAUCAACGGUUAUGCCAAACCCGGCGUGUUGGUUGCCCUCAUGGGUGCAAGUGGUGCUGGCAAGACAACUCUCCUCAACACUCUGUCUCAACGCCAGACAGUUGGUGUUGUAGAAGGUAACAUGCUCGUUGAUGGAUCCGCUCUGGCCUCCGACUUCCAGCGUCGAACCGGGUUUGUCGAGCAGAUGGACUUGCACGAGGGAUCGGCAACCGUACGUGAAGCUCUUGAGUUUUCUGCCCUCCUCCGCCAGAGCCGAGAUGUUCCGCGCGAAGAGAAGUUAGAGUACGUCGACAAAGUCAUCGAUCUUCUGGAAUUGAAUGAGAUUCAGGACGCUGUUGUUGCUUCCCUUGGCGUCGAACCAAGAAAGCGACUGACAAUCGGUGUUGAAUUGGCUGCCAAACCUUCUUUGCUGCUCUUCCUGGACGAACCUACAAGUGGUCUCGACUCACAGGCCGCAUAUUCCAUCGUGCGCUUCCUCCGAAAGCUCUGUGCCUCGGGACAAGCCAUCGUUUGCACUAUCCACCAGCCUUCUUCCGAACUCAUCGAACAGUUUGACAAGAUUCUCGCUCUCAAUCCCGGCGGCAACAUCUUCUACUUUGGCCCCGUUGGCCAUAAUGGCCAAGCUGUCGUCGAUUACUUCGAUGCCCGUGGCGCGCACUGCCCAGAGGGUAAGAACAUCGCCGAGUUCCUCAUCGAAACUGGUGCUCGCGCCGAUGCCCGUGAACACUGGAAUGAGCAAUGGCGUCAAUCCGAUGAGAACAAGGCCCUCAUCGCGGACAUUCAGAAGAUUAAACAGCAGCGACUGCAGGAGGCAUCUUCUUCCACUGAGGAAGUCUUGUCGCAUGAAUUCGCUGCCCCGGUCUCAGAGCAGAUCAAGUUGCUGUCGAAGCGCAUGUUCAUUAACCAGUGGCGUCAACCAUCCUACAUUUACGGCAAGUUCUUCACUGCUGUGAUUGUCGGAAUCUUCAACGGUUUCACAUUCUGGAAGUUGGGAGAUACUGUCAACGACAUGCAGAGCCGCAUGUUCACGUCUUUCCUUAUCCUGCUUAUUCCCCCGACGGUGCUCAAUGCCAUCCUUCCCAAGUUUUACAUGGAUCGUGCGCUUUGGGAAGCUCGUGAGUAUCCUAGCCGUAUUUACGGAUGGGUUGCAUUCUGCACAUCUUCGAUUCUGUCUGAGAUUCCGGGCUCUCUUCUCGCGGGCGUCAUCUACUGGGCGUUGUGGUACUGGCCCACUGGCUUGCCUACCGAUUCUUUGACGUCUGGCUACGUAUUCCUGAUGACGGUUCUUUUCUUCUUGUUCCAGUCGAGCUGGGGUCAGUGGAUUUGCGCGUGGGCUCCCAGCUUCACUGUUAUUAGCAACGUUUUGCCAUUCUUCUUGGUUAUGUUCUCGCUCUUUAAUGGCGUUGUUGUGCCUUAUGAGCAGCUGAAUGUUUUCUGGAGAUAUUGGCUCUACUAUUUGAACCCCAGUACCUACUGGAUCAGUGGUGUCCUCGCCACAACCUUGGCCCAUCAGCCCGUCAAGUGUGCCAGCAACGAAGCCGCCUACUUCAAUCCCCCCUCGGGCAAGACCUGUAGCGAAUUUGCGAUGGAUUUCGUGAAGCGAGCGGGACAGGACUAUCUUGUCAAUCCGAAUGACACCGAGAACUGCAGCUACUGCCCGUAUGCCAGUGGAGCGGAGUACUUGGCUGGUCUGAACAUUGAACCUAGCCAGAAAUGGAGAGAUCUGGGCAUCUUUAUCGCUUUCUGCAUUUCCAACUGGAUGCUGGUUUACUUCUUCAUUUACACUGUCCGAGUUCGACGAUGGAACUUUGGCAUGGGGUACAUUUUCAAGUUUCUUUAA